AUCAACAACUUUGCCUUGUUUGCCAAACAUUGUUUUGGCUAUCAGAAAAAAUUGAAAAACUUUCACUUGUUGGCUGGAUAAUCCUCAAAUCGAUAAUUGUAAUCAAUUUUGAAAAAGUGAUCGAAAAAAGAAAACUCAGCAUAAUGUCACUACUGAAGUACUACGCAAUUGUUGUUCUUCACAUCUUUUCAUUGGCCAUAUCAUUGGACCAUGGUGUCGCCGAUUCCGGUGGUUCUGCCGCAAUGGAUCCAUCAUCAUUACGUUAUUUUUAUACGGAUAAUUCAAUGCAACACAGUGUUGCAUUCAAAUUUCUUCCGCAAUUCGAACAAAGAGAACUGCAGGAAGAAAUCCUUCAUGUAUUAGGUCUGGACCAUCGCCCUAAACCGAAAAAAUACAGCACCGAUGAGUCGGCAUCGAAUUUUCUCAUGAAUCUUUACUCGUCAUACAACGAUGGUCAUACAGACCUGAAUGUCUCGAAUCAGAGUUUAUUGGAACUUUCCGAAUCGGAUGUUAUAAUCAGUUUUCAUAAUCAAAUCAAAACGCAACGUAACAAUCAACAUUUGCGUCAUAAUCGUGAUCGACGUUUCUGGUUCAACAUUACGAACGUUCCCCAGAAUUCGGAAAUUAUCGAUGCAGAAUUGAGAAUUUAUCGGGAUCCGAUUCGGUCACGUUUCAACUCCAGCUAUUCGUUUCAAUUGACUUUAUUUCAGCUAUUCGAUCGCGGGCAAAUCAUCAAAAAUUAUGUUGAUUCUAUCAAAAUCGAUGGUCAUGCUGGAGGCUGGCUACGGUUCAAUGUGACCCAGCCAUUAUUGGAUUGGCUCAGAUUUCCUGGCCAAAAUUUGGGUCUCUAUCUUCAGAUUCGUACCAGCAGUAUUCCGAAAGAUCUUAGUCCGAAAAGUAUAGGACUAUUCAAUUCGCGUGGAUUCAAAAAAUAUCAGCCAUUCAUGACAGCAUAUAUCAAAUCGAAGACUAAUGAUUUGCAAACACCAUCGCCCAAUAGAGCCGAAAUGUUCGAGAAUAAACAACGUGCUCGGCGCGCCGUUUUGAAUCGAAAACGAUCCGAAUUGUCCUACUAUGAUCCGGAUGAUCGAAACCCGUUUCUCAAUACCAAUGAUCGUUAUAUAUCGAAAAGCUGUCAGAAGCGUACAUUGUUCGUAUCGUUUCGUGAUCUGAACUGGCAGGAUUGGAUUAUUGCACCGGAAGGUUAUUCUGCAUUCUUUUGCCAUGGCGAUUGCUCUUUCCCGAUGAACACCCAUAUGAAUGCAACCAAUCAUGCGGUCGUUCAACACCUUUAUCACAUCAUGUACCGCCAUGUUCCGAAACCAUGUUGUGCCCCAUCCCAGUUAUCUUCGAUAAUGGUACUUUAUUUUGAUGACAAUUCCAAUGUUGUACUUAAAAAGUUUAAAAAUAUGGUCGUUCAAUCUUGUGGCUGUCAUUGAUUGAUUUGUUCAUUGCACAGUAAAUUAUGUAAAUUAUCAUUCAUUUGAGUUGGAUCACAAAUCACUCACUCAGAUCUCUAUAAUAAUGAAUAUUAUCCACUUGAAUCUCAAAUAAAUACUAAUCAUCAACAAUAAUAA
Messenger RNA from Dermatophagoides pteronyssinus (European house dust mite), 1577 nucleotides. RefSeq names its product bone morphogenetic protein 7-like. The record is from RefSeq and is a predicted model, not a curated record. Gene Ontology annotation, molecular function: cytokine activity; growth factor activity. Gene Ontology annotation, cellular component: extracellular region. NCBI's taxonomy places the organism in Eukaryota, Metazoa, Arthropoda, Arachnida, Sarcoptiformes, Pyroglyphidae.